AUGUGUAAAUGUUCUUCGGAAGCCAUUAUCUACUGUGGCAGAGCUGGACUCAGAAGCCUCCCAAGAGACAUCGUAGCUUCGACCGUCUCACUGAACCUGUCCAAUAAUUUUUUGCGUAUCUUAGCUGCCGAUGCCUUUGGCAACCUCACUUUUCUAAGUAGCCUCUGGCUGGAUCACAACAAUCUAACUUUCUUGUACCCAGGUGCAUUUAAGUCCCUCUACAACCUGAGGGUGCUGUAUCUCAGCAGGAAUUCUAGGCUGACCUACCUUCAUGCCAACACCUUCCAAGGUUUAGACAACCUCAUCAGCUUGGACUUAUCCCGCUGCAAUCUCUUUGAGAUCCACCCGUUCAUGUUCUCCCACUUGCCUUCUCUGGAAGUGCUCGACCUGACCGCCAACAACAUGCGUUAUGUCCCGCAAGCUUUCCGAAGCUUGACCAGUCUCACGAGACUGUCUCUGGAGAGGAAUCACAUCGAAGCCAUCGGCAGAGACUCGCUGAAGGCCAUGAAAGCUCUGAAGGACUUGAACCUCCGCAAGAAUCGAAUCUGGACCAUCCACCAUGAUGCCUUUCUCCAACUAGACAGGCUCUGCGUGUUAAAUUUAGGGCACAACCAUCUCUCUGAUUUGCCUAACCAGCUUUUCAGUGGAUUAGCCCAGCUCAAGAUCAUACGCCUCGAGGCAAACAGGCUCACCAGGAUCAACUGUGACUUUUACGGCCUGCGCAGCCUGAGGAAGCUGUAUCUAAACAACAAUCGCAUCGUGUUCAUUGCCGCCGCCGCCUUCUCACCUCUGAAGGAACUGAGCUUUCUUCACUUAAACAGGAAUAACCUGAGCCAUCUCUCCAGCCGCCUAUUUAUGGAGCUACCCAAGCUGAGGUACGUCUUCUUGUCCCAUAACCCCUGGGAGUGUGAUUGUGGAAUGUUGUGGUUUUCCACCUGGAUACUGACCUACCAAGGGGUGAUCGAAGGCCUGCACUGCACCAUCCCUGUGGUUCAGAACACGUCAUUGCUCGGCCUCCUUACCCAAGAUGCCUUAGCCAGCUGCUCACCUCCGUCGGGGCUAAUGGAGGAGGAUGCCUGCGACGGGCCCCACACAAACGGAGCUUUCCCUCCAUCUGCUGCUCCUGAGACGCUGCUUUGCUUCCUGCUCACUUUGCAGCUUUGGCUCUCGGCCGCUCGGUCCUUAUGUGGACAACCAGAUGCAGCCACAAGUUAA
Euleptes europaea (tarantolino) is the source of this 1215-nucleotide messenger RNA. RefSeq names its product nyctalopin-like. The record is from RefSeq and is a predicted model, not a curated record. Gene Ontology annotation, cellular component: extracellular matrix. The coding region runs from base 1 to 1215 and encodes 404 amino acids. Lineage: Eukaryota; Metazoa; Chordata; Lepidosauria; Squamata; Sphaerodactylidae. The transcript has a single exon. Gene Ontology annotation, molecular function: protein binding.